UGUUUUACACCAUCACAUUACAUUAUGCUACCCACCCCAAAAAAAAAUUUAACAUUGUACGCCACAACAAUUGAACCUUCCUUCAGUUCACGUAGCAUAAAGUGCAUUGUCUUUUAGUAAUGAGAAUGCUUAAACAUUACUACUUCAUUGACAAUACUAGUUAACGAAUUGAUCUUCUAAGAUCACAUUAUCUCAUCUAAUAAUUAAUCAAUCUCUUUUAUCCCUAUAAAAACCCAUUCAACGCAUCUUUGAUUUCCACAGGUAAAAGCUAAAAAUCAUUAAGUACUCCUAAUUGCCAUGGCUAUCAUGGUAACAUUCUUGAAUUUGAUUACCAUAUUUUCAUUGGUUUCUAUAGGCUAUUCAUUGAGCUUAAACUACUAUGAAAAAACAUGCCAUGAUCUGGAGUAUAUUGUUGCCAAGGCAGUGAAAGAUGCCGCUGCUAGGGACAAAACUGUUCCGGCAGCACUUCUGCGAAUGCACUUCCAUGAUUGCUUUGUUCGAGGGUGUGAUGCCUCUGUGCUGCUAUAUUCAAAAGGAAACAACAAAGCAGAAAAGGACGGACCGCCAAACAUUUCUUUGCAUGCAUUUUAUGUCAUUGAUGAAGCAAAGAGAGCAGUUGAAGCUAAAUGUCCCGGUGUAGUUUCUUGUGCUGAUAUCCUUGCUCUAGCAGCAAGGGACGCAGUUUUUCUGUCUGGAGGACCUAGAUGGGAUGUUCCUAAAGGAAGAAAGGAUGGACGAACAUCUAAGGCCAGUGAAACCAGACAAUUGCCAGCACCAACAUUUAACAUAUCGCAACUGCAGCAAAGCUUCUCUCAAAGAGCAUUGUCAGUAAAAGAUUUGGUAGCUCUGUCAGGAGGGCAUACCUUAGGUUUCUCUCACUGCUCAUCUUUCCGGAACAGAAUCCAAAACUUUAAUGCUACACAUGAUGUGGACCCUUCAUUACAUCCGUCGUUUGCAGCAAAACUAAAAUCAAUUUGUCCGUUAAAAAAUAAGGCAAAAAAUGCAGGCACCACUUUGGACCCUUCUUCAACAACUUUCGAUAAUACAUAUUACAAGUUGAUCCUCCAACAAAAAGGCUUGUUUUCUUCUGAUCAGGCUUUGCUUGACACCCCAAAAACCAAGCAUUUGGUUUCUAAGUUUGCCAGGUCACAGGAGGCUUUCUAUGAGGCUUUUGCUAAGUCCAUGAUCAAAAUGGGUAGCAUCAAUGGUGGGCAAGAAGUUAGGAAGGACUGCAGAAAGAUCAAUUAGAAAGUCUUAAUUUAAUUCAAGUUAGAUUAUGAUAUUCCAGACAAGCUAUUAUUGUGUGAAAGUGGUGGAUCAAAUUAUCAAGAUGGUAAUACGAAUAUUGCUUCUUCUUUUUUUUUCCUUUAUAAAGAAAUAUGUAUUCUUAUAUCAAUGUAAUAAUUUUCAAGCCUGUCUUGGCAAAUCAAUUUAGGAAUAUAGUUAUGAGUAGUCUUAAACUCUUAAGUAACGAGUUGAAAAAAGUUUUGUUCAGCCACAUGAGCCUGACUUCUCCAUGUGACGAUUUUCAUGGGAAAAAGUAAGAGCUCAGUCUAGUCAGGAACAUAACAAAUGUUUACUACCAUAGGCUACUAUUUGAAAUAACAGAUAAGAAUGCAAAACUCAA
This is a messenger RNA of Cicer arietinum (chickpea), 1627 nucleotides long. Its product is annotated as peroxidase 64-like. Gene Ontology annotation, biological process: hydrogen peroxide catabolic process; response to oxidative stress. The record is from RefSeq and is a predicted model, not a curated record. Lineage: Eukaryota; Viridiplantae; Streptophyta; Magnoliopsida; Fabales; Fabaceae. Gene Ontology annotation, molecular function: heme binding; peroxidase activity.